Aureobasidium vineae is the source of this 819-nucleotide messenger RNA. Lineage: Eukaryota; Fungi; Ascomycota; Dothideomycetes; Dothideales; Saccotheciaceae. The record is from the annotation of a GenBank genome assembly.
AUGUCUUCCUCCACUGAAACAUCACUUGACAACUACACAACCCUCCCACACCGCGAGCUCAAUCCCACCGCCAAACAAACCAUCCUCCUAAUCCACGGUGCCUGCGGAGAUGGCAACAGCUGGAAUGCCAUAACACCUCACCUCACAGACUACCACAUCCUCGCCCCCGAUCUCCCCGGACACGGUAUAGCAAAGUCACAUCCCUUCUCAGUUGUCAAAGCCGCUGCUGCACUACACGCUCUCCUCCUCGCUCGCGCACAUGACCAAGUCGCCUACAUCGUAGGCUUCAGUCUCGGUGCCCAUGUAGCCAUCCAUCUAGUCUCCCACUACCCUGCUAUCGCAAAUUGUGUCCUGGUAUCUGGGUUCCAGGUUUUCGAGACAAGCAAGGCGUUUUCUGCAUAUCUGCCUUACGUGAUAUGGGCAGAACAGCGAUUGGAAUCUGCAAUCCCGCGCUCAUGGGUUCGGUGGGCGAUGGAUGGGAUUGAUAUUCCUCGCUCUGAUCCAAGUAUAUGUACAGUGGACUAUUAUCGUCAAGUAUUCGCUACCUCCNCCGAUGCGGAGAAAUGGCCGAAAGCGUGGCCGGCAAGGACGUUGGUUAUCGCGGCGGGUAAAGGUGGUUUGGUGCCUUCGAACGACAAUCCCAAAGAUGCGAAAAAGUUGGCUGGGAUCGGCCGUGAGGUCAACAGUGCUACUAGAGCGGUCACUCAUCCUGAUAUGAGGCAUUCUUGGGUCUGGCAGGCUCCAGAGUUGUUUGCAGAAACUACAAAGCUUUGGUUCGAACAAGGGACUGUUCCGGCAGGAUUUGUAUCUCUGGACUGA